GGUUAUCUUUUGAAAUUCAUUGGAAAUCCACAUCACAUUCUCAACACCUUCGAGUGUGAAUUUUCAACCAUUAGUUAACAUUUGGAUCAACUCCCGGAGGUCACUGAUGAUGAACAUUUUCAUGCAGUUGUCAAUUGGGACAACUUCAGCACCAGUGCCUUGCUAAAGUUCAAUGAAUUAACAGAUGAGUACUUAAAAGAUGUACCGAUGCUUCCAGGUUUGACAUGUGCUGAAGGGAAUUGCAAGUUAAAGGAGCACAUGAAUGAUAUAAAUGAGACAUAUGAGCAAAUAAUUGAUUGCCUGCGAAUAGCUAGCCAUGAGAUGAUGCAGAGAGACAGGAAACAUUCACACCCUCAAGGCUGGGUAAAAAUAGUAUUGACCCAUGAAGAAGGCAGUUUCUCCUGCCUCAGGACAGGCUGAUAGCAGUAACAUUGCAGACGGCAAGGAUACCAAUAAGCUAAGGGAGCUGCAGAUACUGGAUGCUGAACUAGGAAGCUUAAAGAGGGGAUCUCGGGUAUACAUUCAGCAGCCCAACAGCCAGGUGUUCUUCUUGGGAAAGCUGCCAGAGGUGCGUUCUUCAGUGAAACAGGAGCUCAAGUCGCAUGGUAACGUGACGCUGACGCAAUGAACAAGGAGAUCGUCAAGAUAAACCAGUGGCUGGUGGACACGCUUGGCACAGCGGACGUGCCUGCCUACGAAGUGGACCGGCGCACGCUGUCGCUGUUGCAGCAGUUGCAAGCAACUGUCGACGCCAAUGACGAGCACGCACGCCGGCUAACGGAGCACCUGCGCGUCACGCGCGCCGCGUACGCCGCCGAGCAGCGCCGACUGGAGGCGGCGCAGCGCCGUCUGGGCGUGGAGCGUGUCCACCUGGCGUCCGACUCCCAGCGUGUGCUCUCGGCGCUGGCGCACUCGGCGCAGCUGCUCGGCCUGGACCGACCGAGUCCGGCCGGUUUGCUGCUGGAGCACGCCCGCCUCGAACGGGAGCAGCAGGCGCUGGCCGCGCGACUGGAGCGCGAACAGGCCGGGCUGCGCGGGCAGCAGGCCGACGUGAAGCAGCUGCUGGUGCAGGAGGCGGCGCUGGAGCGGCAGCUCACCGAGGCGGCCGCGCAGCAGGGCGCCGACGAGGCUGUCAUUCAACAGAAACUGGCCAAAUCGCGCUUCCUUUCCGGAAAGAUGCAGGAGUACAAGAGUCUCGUGAGAAAGCAAGAGGGCAUUCUCGCCCAGCGAGGAUUCUCUGAGGAGCUGACGCACGACAUGAUUUUGCGGCGUUUCGAGUUUCUGACGCAGAAGCGCGGCUCUCUGGAGCAGCUGCAGCUGAAACUGAAGCAGUUCGGAGAACUGCCACCCGAUGCCGACCUGGCGCGGGUGAAAAUCGCCGAAAUGGAAGCAGAGCUGGAGAAGCUGGAGGCCCAGUUCAAUGACAAGAUUCAUGGUAUACAUACAGCCGGAUCGAGCGGAUAAGCACGACGGUCCUUAUAGCGUUUUCCGGCUUUGUUUUUAGGCAGUUAUUCAAGGCCGAAAGUUCACCGUUGGUCGCUCACUCCGCCAAUGUAACACUUCAAUAAUGUGCGCUCGCUGUUUGUAACAAAAUAAAUGUUUAGAUGCUUA
Molecule: messenger RNA, 1611 nt
Organism: Amphibalanus amphitrite
Lineage: Eukaryota; Metazoa; Arthropoda; Thecostraca; Balanomorpha; Balanidae
Product: HAUS augmin-like complex subunit 1
Exons: 5
Coding region: 625-1464 (279 amino acids)
Biological process (GO): spindle assembly
Cellular component (GO): cytosol; HAUS complex
Source: RefSeq, a predicted model, not a curated record